Molecule: messenger RNA, 1281 nt
Organism: Lodderomyces elongisporus
Lineage: Eukaryota; Fungi; Ascomycota; Pichiomycetes; Serinales; Debaryomycetaceae
Exons: 1
Coding region: 1-1281 (426 amino acids)
Biological process (GO): spindle pole body duplication; protein import into nucleus
Cellular component (GO): nuclear pore transmembrane ring; nuclear outer membrane
Source: RefSeq, a predicted model, not a curated record
AUGUUGCUACCAACAUCUAACGAUAGUAAAAACAUUAGUACUAGCAUUCAUAAUGACAAUAGUAUCAACUACAUCAAUAAAAAGAGUUCAGAACAGCAGCUAGAUGUAGACAGCUUAUCACUCAGCGACAUCGAUUUCCGAAUUCUACAAACACGAUUAAGUUUAAGAGCAAAAGACGAAGAGACCAAGUCGAGAGCUGAUGAAGUUAAAUCUCAUGAUCGUCCAUUGUACUAUCAACCACGGUCUACAGGACUUAAAAAUUUUUACAAUGAAUUGAAAGAUUAUAUACCGCCCAAUGUCCAACUUGAUGAAGGUAUAGUAGAAGUUAACACUGCUGGAUCAAAACUAGCUCAAAAACAAUACAAGUAUUCGUAUUCUUCGCGAGAUUAUGAUGAACAUGAUCUACUCCAAAGUAUCAAGGAUGACUUGGAAGAAGAAAAUGAAGAAGCGUUAACUGAACGUGACGUUUCCGAUAAUCCAACUGGGGAAUGGGAGAAUCCUAUUGUUAAGCAAGCAAUUACAAGACAAGUUGAUCUUGAAUAUUAUGUCAAAAUGUUACUCCGCAACCUUUUAUAUUUUUUGAUUCUUCUCACAUUUCGAUCGCUUAUUGAAAAGCUUAUCUUCUUGUAUGAUACUAGGCUCAAAGCCCAGCCAGUUUAUGUUCAAAUGCUCAAAGAAAACCAACAAAUAAAUCGACUUUUGAUGAAUGGUCAAGUUAUGAAAUUGAUAGGAAGGUUAAUCUUGAUACCUUCGUUACUCAAAUUAAUUUUCGCUAGUUUCAAACUUAUCAAAGGUCAAGACCAAUGUUGGGACUUACCUUUGAAUUCAAAACAGCGUGAAUUGAUAGGGCUUAAUGUGGACAAAACAAACCUUGAAGAGGGUGAAAGAGAUGACGCAACACUUGUUUUGAGACAAAGAAAAUACGAGGCAGAUAAAUUUGAACCAUAUAAAAUUUUGCCAAAGUAUAGACAAUUAAAUCAAUACUCCAUGUUUAAUAUCCCUUCAUCUACAGCGAAAUUCAAGAGUGGUGACAAAAUUAUGACAAAUCAAUCAAGGUCAUCUGAACGACAGAGUAAUCUGAAAAGGAGAAUGAUUGGAGAUGUACAAGGUGCUGUUACUGCUAUGAACGUUAAGACUCGUUCUGAUCCUCAACCAAAAGUUUUGACCCAUGAUUCAGAUAAUCUUGCUACACCUAUAACAUUUUCCCAGAGCAGAUAUUCAACAGGCACAAUUGAAAAAGCCCAACAAGAGUUUAUGAAAAAUUACGGGAUGAAACUUUAG